AUGGAGUCAGCUCCGGCAGCCCCCGACCCCGCCGCCUGCGAGCCGGGCAGCAGCGGCGCGGACGCGGCCGCCGGCUCCAGGGAGACCCCGCUGAACCAGGAAUCCGCCCGCAAGAGCGAGCCGCCCGCCCCGGUGCGCAGACAGAGCUAUUCCAGCACCAGCAGAGGCAUGGCUGUGUCUCAUCAUAUUCCUGUACUGUUUGAAAGCUACAGUAGUAAAGCCCAAGAGUGGAGAUGCUGAAACACUGGAGGUGGCUUGAAAGGAACCAGAGGAAGCUGACUGCAGACUGGUGGCCUCCAGCCUACGCUACACGUCAAAAGAGGAGUCCACGGAUAUUUCAGGAGACUGUGUUUCUCUGGGUUUAAGUCCACGAAAGAAAAGAGACCUCCUGUAUUUAGG
Balaenoptera acutorostrata (minke whale) is the source of this 399-nucleotide messenger RNA. RefSeq names its product nuclear receptor ROR-alpha-like. Bases 1 to 240 code for a protein of 79 amino acids. The record is from RefSeq and is a predicted model, not a curated record. The transcript has 3 exons. NCBI's taxonomy places the organism in Eukaryota, Metazoa, Chordata, Mammalia, Artiodactyla, Balaenopteridae.